Molecule: messenger RNA, 1076 nt
Organism: Cornus florida
Lineage: Eukaryota; Viridiplantae; Streptophyta; Magnoliopsida; Cornales; Cornaceae
Product: putative GEM-like protein 8
Exons: 4
Coding region: 130-804 (224 amino acids)
Source: RefSeq, a predicted model, not a curated record
AGUAGUUAUUGACCGACUAUAUCUUAGAUAGACCACCUCCCUUCCCAAUACAGACAGCAAUUAAGUUCUAGUUCUAGUUCUAGUUCUAGAGAGAGAAAGAGUAAAGUUCUAGAGAGAGAAAGAGGGGAGAUGGAAGAUCAGCGGCACUUUAGAGAUCAAUUUAUUGCAAGUCCUUUGAUGUGCUCAUUCGAGACAACUCCAGAGAGGGCUUCUUCUCUCUCUGAACCAGUCAGUUUACUGCAUAGCCCCUCUUCAGAUGGCUCUACCAGUUUCGGAACAAGUAAAAUUAAAGAUCCCAAGAACAAGUUUGGGAGGAAAGCUAACAGCUUUGCAUACAGAAUUCGCGAGCACGUGAGAUUGGGGCCUAAAUUUUCCGAAACUGUGAAGGGGAAGUUGAGUUUGGGGGCCAAAAUUAUUCAGAAAGGUGGGAGGGAAAACAUAUUCAGGCAGAUAUUUAGUGUGAGUGAUGGAGAGAAGCUGUUGAAGGCUUCUCAAUGCUAUUUAUCGACAACAGCCGGUCCCAUUGCCGGGAUCCUCUUUAUCUCUACCCAAAAGGUUGCCUUCUGCAGUGAACGAUCCAUCUCCUUCCGCUCCCCUACCGGAGACUUCAUCAGAACACCGUACAAGGUUCUGAUUCCAACAAGGAAGAUUAAGAGAGCCAGCGAAAGUGAGAAUGUGCACAAGCCGGCGCAGAAGUAUAUUGAAAUAGUUACGGAGGAUGAUUUCGAAUUUUGGUUUAUGGGAUUUGUGCGGUAUGAGAAAGCUUUUGUAAAUCUUCAGAAGGCCAUUUCCAUGUCCAAUUAAGUUCUACCGGACAUCUUUUGUAGGUGGGAAGAGAGAGAGAUCUUCUCAAUAGCUCUGAACUUUGUACAAAUUUGGUUAGAUUGUAUUAGUAGCUUAGGCAUGUUUGGUAUGCUUUUUGUUUUGUUUUUGCGAUUUUGUUUUAACCAAAAACAAAAUAAGGUUUUUGUUGUAUGGUGUUUUGAAUAGUAUUUAGAAGCAUGUUUGGUAAUAUCUAUUUGUUGUAAAAAUUUUGGAAGCAAAAAUAAAAAAGUGUUAGCAAGUUUAAAAUGUCA